CCCAGGACACCAUCUCUUUAGGCCUUCCUGCAUGCAGCAGCCACCACCCCAUGCACCCACAACAGCUCUUGCUAAUCACUUCUGAUUCCAGUUAUCUCACUUAAAUUCUGGGUUCAUCCUGUAGAACUCAAGGGAUAAGCAUCUGUUAUCCCCUGCAAGCAGGUUCUGACCUUCUUCAGCUAGCCUCAGCCCCACCCCCCACCCCCAGGGCCACAGUCUUCCUGAUGUUUUUCUUGGGAGUUUUAUAGACCUCCCCAGCACGAAAGCUAAACUAUACCACUCAGAAGAAUGGAAGCAGAUGCAUCUGUCGACAUGUUUUCAAAAGUCUUGGAGAACCAGCUGCUGCAGACUACCAAAUUAGUGGAGGAACAUUUGGAUUCUGAAAUUCAGAAACUGGAUCAGAUAGAUGAAGAUGAAUUGGAACGGCUCAAAGAAAAGAGACUUGAGGCCCUAAAGAAAGCUCAACAGCAGAAACAAGAAUGGCUUUCAAAAGGACAUGGAGAAUACAGAGAAAUCCCUAGUGAGAGAGACUUUUUUCAGGAAGUCAAGGAGAGUAAAAAAGUGGUUUGCCAUUUCUACAGAGACUCCACAUUCAGAUGUAAAAUACUAGACAGACAUUUGGUGAUCCUGUCCAAGAAACAUCUUGAGACCAAGUUUUUGAAGCUGAAUGUGGAAAAAGCACCCUUCCUCUGCGAGAGACUGCGUAUCAAAGUCAUCCCCACACUAGCACUUGUAAAAGAUGGGAAAACACAAGAUUAUGUUGUCGGAUUCACCGACCUGGGCAAUACAGAUGACUUCAGCACAGAAACUUUAGAGUGGAGGCUGGGCUGUGCGGACAUCCUCAAUUACAGUGGAAAUUUAAUGGAGCCACCAUUUCAGAGCCAGAAGAAAUUUGGGACAAACUUCACAAAACUGGAAAAGAAAACAAUCCGAGGAAAGAAAUAUGACUCAGACUCUGAUGAUGAUUAGAGCUCAUUUAUAAUUCUUUGUAAAUUGUCCGUUUAUUUCUGUUUACUUCAGACUUAAUGUGUUUUUAAAAUUCUAUGAUUUUAAUACAUUGACCAUCUAAUGUUCAUAUCCUGAAUUUUUAUACAGUUCCACAACACUGGAAGGCAUCUUUACCGUUUUCUGUGUGGCCAUCAGGUUCCAGUUGAGGAAAACUUCCCAAUUCUUAAGUUACCUGGGUAGGGUCUGGAUUCUCUGUUAUUGAGAUUGGUUUUAUCACAGUAUGAUUCUUAUAUCUUUAUACCAUUCACAAUUUUGUUUUUAAUCUACGAGCUAGAAAUAGAAAUUCAACUGACUAUUCCAGGACUAAAUCUUACUCAGUGCAAUUUACGUAACAGGUCCAGUAACAUUUACUGGUGUGGCACACUGCACUUGUAAAUGAACACUAUAAGCACUUCACUUGUGGAAUUUAUUUAAAUAACUAUUAAAGAACUACUUAUUCUGGA
Molecule: messenger RNA, 1451 nt
Organism: Heterocephalus glaber (naked mole-rat)
Lineage: Eukaryota; Metazoa; Chordata; Mammalia; Rodentia; Bathyergidae
Source: RefSeq, a predicted model, not a curated record